This is a messenger RNA of Penicillium samsonianum, 1239 nucleotides long. RefSeq names its product cation diffusion facilitator family transporter. Gene Ontology annotation, biological process: intracellular zinc ion homeostasis; zinc ion transmembrane transport. Gene Ontology annotation, cellular component: membrane. NCBI's taxonomy places the organism in Eukaryota, Fungi, Ascomycota, Eurotiomycetes, Eurotiales, Aspergillaceae. Gene Ontology annotation, molecular function: zinc ion transmembrane transporter activity. The transcript has 9 exons. The record is from RefSeq and is a predicted model, not a curated record. Bases 1 to 1239 code for a protein of 412 amino acids.
AUGGCUUUCAAGAUCACCCGAAUCCAACGCCUGAGCGCGGUUAUACUCAUUUCUAUGUCAUUCUUUAUCGCGGAAAUAGCAGUUGGCUUCUACACGGGCUCGCUGGCCCUUAUGGCUGAUGCAUUUCAUUAUUUGAGUGAUAUUUUUGGCUUUGUUAUUGCUCUCAUUGCUGCUAUCGUCUCAGAGAAAGCUACAGCACCUCCUUCUUUAACAUUUGGCUGGCAACGAGCGCAAUUACUAGGUGCUUUCUUCAACGGCGUUUUACUGCUUGGUCUGGGAAUCAGCAUUUUCCUGCAGUCUAUCGAGCGGUUUAUCAGUUUGGAGCGAGUUGAUGAUCCAAAACUGGUUGUGAUUAUUGGCUGUGUAGGAUUCGGCCUCAACUUGAUUAGUUUAACUUUCUUGCACGGGCAUGAAUUUGACGAAGGCUUCACAGAACAUGACCACGACCGCGACCAUGGAGGUGACGAACAUGAUCAUGGACACACCCACGUGCAAGAUCAUGGUCAUGAUCAUCAUGAACAUGAACAUGAGCGUGGGGAUCAUGACAGUGAUGGUCACAAUGAUCACAAUGACUCUCAAGUGGCCCGAGAGCACGCUGCCCUUAUCAACGAGAAGCACAUCACCCACAAACACCACAUGAAUGCCGCAUCCUGGAAGCCACGAAAGAACUUUGAUCUUGCUCUUAUGGGUGUCUUUAUUCAUAUCAUGGGCGACUGUGCCAACAACGUCGGUGUAAUCAUUUCAGGACUAGUCAUUUGGCUGGCCAACUAUAGUGGUCGGUAUUAUGCGGACCCUGCCGUCGGUAUGGCUAUCGCGAUCAUGAUCUUUGCCUCCUCUUUGCCAUUAGUGAAACGGAGCGGGUUGAUUCUACUCCAAAGUGCCCCUCAAGGCGUCGAGCAUGACGAUGUCAAACAUGAUCUAGAGCAGAUCCCUGGAAUUGCCGCUGUCCAUGAACUUCACAUAUGGCGCCUGAACCAGAAGAAGUCUCUCGCCUCCACACACCUUGUCCUCGAUGAGACCAGUGAUGAAACUGAUUUCAAUAAGCUGGCUAAGACGGUGAAUGAGUGUUUUCACGCUUAUGGUAUCCACUCGGUGACCCUUCAGCUAGAGACCAUUCCAGGCCGCAAGGGAAAUGAAGUGGUUGGGGUGGCGAAUCAUCGAGAUGGAAGGGUAAGCCUAGCGACAAAUUGCCAGCUAAUCUGUGGGAAACUUUGUGAGGAUCUAUCAUGCUGCCAAUGA